UUAGAUUAUGCAGAAAAUGGAAGUUUACGAAAUUAUUUAGACACAUGUUAUAAUAAAUUAGGUUGGAGUGAUAAGUUUAAUUAUUUACAUAGCAUUGCACAUGGACUAGAAGAUAUUCAUGAAAUAGAAUUAAUACAUCGAGAUUUGCAUAUUGGUAAUAUAUUAAGGCUCAAAAAUCUCACUUGCAUAACUGAUUUGGGGUUAUGUAAACCUGCUGAUUAUAAUGCAUCAGAGAAUGCAAAAGACAAAAUAUAUGGUAUUUUGCCUUAUAUUGCCCCUGAAAUUUUACGUGGACAAAAUUAUACCAAAGCUUCAGAUAUUUAUAGUUUUGGCAUAAUCAUGUUUGAAGUAAUUUCUGGAUUACCUCCGUUUUAUGAUUUAGGUCAUGAUUUAAAGCUAGCAAUGAAAAUUUGUAAAGGACUUCGACCAAGAUUUAAUAUUAAAGUACCUCAAUUGAUUGUGUAUUUAAUUAAAAGAUGUUUGGAUGCAAAUCCAUUAAAUCGACCAAAUGCAGAAGAAAUUAAAAAAACUUUAAGCCAAUGGUUUAGAGAAUCAAAUAGUUUGUUAAAUAUUAGUAAUCUUAGUGAUUAUACAAGUAUGCAAAAACAAAUUAAAGAAGCAAAUGAAAUAAAUAACAGUUCAUCAAAUAGUAGUAUAACUUCAAAUUUAGGAACAUCAUACAUAACACACUCAGAAGCUACUUAUACCAGUAGAUUACUCGAUUUUGAUAAUCUUCCUGAGCCAAAAAAUU
Molecule: messenger RNA, 751 nt
Organism: Rhizophagus irregularis DAOM 181602=DAOM 197198
Lineage: Eukaryota; Fungi; Glomeromycota; Glomeromycetes; Glomerales; Glomeraceae
Source: RefSeq, a predicted model, not a curated record